AUGGUGACGGCCAAGAUCGCUCACAGGGCGAAAGUGAACAUGGCAGUGGCGACUGGCGUGGACUAUGACGAAGAGAGCGACGGCGGUGAGGAAGCAGAUGCUCCACGUGCACCGCCGCCUCCUAAGAAGGUGAAAAUCGCGGCUAGACGGACGAAGGCUGCGAUGCGCCAAGUCAAGGCGACGGAGGCACCAAGGAAGACGGCCGAAGCGGCUCCGGCACCAGGACGAUUCGGCGAACUCAAGUGUUAUGCCUGUAAUCAGCUGGGGCACUUCGCUCGCGAGUGUCGAGAUGCUGAAGCCCGCGCCCGCAGCGACGAGUAUCUCGCUCGACGUGAGCAGGACAGAAAGCAGCAGGAAAACGAGGAUCGGGCGACGUAG
This is a messenger RNA of Phytophthora sojae, 378 nucleotides long. RefSeq lists its product as hypothetical. The coding region runs from base 1 to 378 and encodes 125 amino acids. The record is from RefSeq and is a predicted model, not a curated record. NCBI's taxonomy places the organism in Eukaryota, Oomycota, Peronosporomycetes, Peronosporales, Peronosporaceae. Gene Ontology annotation, molecular function: nucleic acid binding; zinc ion binding. The transcript has a single exon.